Staurois parvus is the source of this 380-nucleotide messenger RNA. The record is from the annotation of a GenBank genome assembly. Lineage: Eukaryota; Metazoa; Chordata; Amphibia; Anura; Ranidae.
UAAUCGGCAUUCCGCGGAGGGGACAUGUGCACUGAUGAUCAUCAGUGUAGCCCCAGCAGUGCCACCUGCCAGUGUCCAUCAGUGCCUUAUGUUAGUGCCCAUCAGUGCCACAUAUCAUUGCCCAUCUGAGCUGCCUUUCAGUGUCACCCAUCAGUACCAUCAGUGCCGCCUAUCAGUGCCAUCAGUGCUGCCUAGCAGUGCCAUAUAUCAGUGCCAUGUAUCAGUGCUGCCUUUCAGUGCCCAUCAGUGAUGCCUGUCAAUGCCCAUUAGUGCCACCUACCAGUGCCUCCUCAUCAGUCCCCAUCAGUGCCACCUAUCAGUGUCCAUCAGUGCAGCCUAUCAGUGCCCAUCAGUGCAGCCUCAUUAGCGCACAUCAGUGA